Molecule: messenger RNA, 2003 nt
Organism: Elgaria multicarinata webbii
Lineage: Eukaryota; Metazoa; Chordata; Lepidosauria; Squamata; Anguidae
Gene: TMEM25
Product: transmembrane protein 25
Exons: 7
Coding region: 1-1569 (522 amino acids)
Biological process (GO): negative regulation of excitatory postsynaptic potential
Source: RefSeq, a predicted model, not a curated record
AUGCGUCGCGAACAAGCCCCGGAAGGCUCAGCACCGAGAGCCCGGCAUGCGCGGCGCUCCACCAAGGCGCUGGGCCGGAGGAGGCCCCGGCCCAGCGCCGCUGCGCUCUCCCCGAAAGGCGGCGCGCCUGGGCCGGGAGCGCGCGCGCGCCUGGCUGCUCGCGCUGGGCCUCCCCCCCAAAGAAUCCAGGCCGGGAUUCCGCAGCGGCCGGCGGAGGCGGCGGCCGGCUCGCCCGAGCCGCUCGGUGCCGCAGCGCGGCAGCCCGGACGGGGGCGGCCUGAGCGAGCAGCCCGGCCGGGGCGCGAGGCGCAGCCCCUGAAGGCCGCGCCAAGGGCACCGCGUCUCCCCGGCCGGCCCAGCGGCAUGGCGCCCCGAAGCCCGCCGCCCUGGCGGCUGCCGCUGCUGCUGCUGCUGCUGCCGCCGCCGCCCCCCCUCGAAGCGCGGCUCCCGGCGCCAGGUGAGCAGGGGCCGGCGGGGAGGGCGCGGCGUCCCGGGGCCGGGGCGCCGCCCGUGCUGCCUGCGGCUGGGCUCCCGGCAGGCGCGGCGGAGCCCGCGGCCACGAUCGACGGGCGGGCGCUGUCGGUCAGCAGCCUGCAGGAGGCCGAGAGCCGCGCCUUCACGUGCCUGGCGGCGGCGCCCAGCCUGGCCUGGUACCUCAACGGGGAGCGGCAGGAGACCAACGACUCCAGCAGGCUGCUGGCCACGGCUGGUGGCGGCGGCGGCGCCUUCGAGGAGAACAGCAGCAGCACCUUCGUGGUGACGGCACGGCGCCUGGACCGCCAGCUCAACUGCUCGGCCACCGACCCGGCCACGGGCCGCGUCGCCAGCGCCUCGGUCCUGCUCAACGUGCAGUUUAAGCCCGAAAUCGUGAAGAUGGAUGCCCAUUACGAGGAGUCGAGGGAGCCGGGCCUCCUGCUGGUGCUGUUUGUGCUUGUCCAGGCCAACCCUCCUGCCAACAUCACCUGGGUGGACCAGGAUGGGCAGGUGAUGGUGAACACCUCCGCCUUCCUCAUAGUGGACACCAAGACCUACCCCUGGCUCACCAACCACACCGUGCAGGUGCAGCUCAGCAGCCUGGCCCAGAACUUCUCCUUCAGCGCUGCCAAUGCCGUGGGCAUCAGCAACGCCUCCCUUCCGUCGCCCGGUCUCCUGGACACCCGCAUCGAGCUGCCCCUCCUGGCACUGGUGGUGGCGAGUGCUGUGGCCCUGGGGACUCUCCUGUCCCUCGGUGCCCUCAUCAGCUGUGUGCUCUACCGGAAGGGCAAGAAGGCAGCAGGAAUUCCUCCACCAGCACCACUGCCUCCAAGUGACUCCAACAACCUAAAGCCGACAACAGCCCGGCUGCCACGGGCCAUUAUGUCCCUCCCGUCCAAUCUACAGCUCAAUGACCUCACACCUGAGUCCAAAGUCAAUGUCAGGCCAGAUGGCCCUCCAGCAGAGCGGGAAGAAGAGGCCCUCCCAGAGCCGGAAAACCACCUGGCCCUUGCAGGUAGAGGUCUCAGCCCGUUCCCGAUGGUUGGAUACAUUUACAGAGCAUCCAGCAUGAGCAGCGACGAGAUCUGGCUGUGAGGCCCAGUGUCCGUUCCCAGCACCACCAGUGGCUGCAGCAGAGCAAAAGCCACGGACUCUCCGGUGCCUGCAGGAUGGGCCCUGCGGGGGAAGUCCUGCUGCCACAUCUCUGGGGAAGAAUCCUGGGGGACCCUGGCAACAAGCCAAGAGGACGCAAGGCGAGUGCGAACAGCACCCCCUCCCACAGCAAGAGCAGCUGCUUUGUGGCAUCUCCGGCAAGCAGUGCUGCCAGGUAGCUUGAGGCCCCUUCCGCACGGCGGGUGCUUGCCUGCGCCUCUCCCCCCCCGCCCAGCCCCUCAAGGGGAGCCUCAAUCUGCACGUGGGGCAUCGAUUGGUCGCUCAGAUCAGUAAGAAACCGGAACGGCCUGGUGGGCUGCUUCUGCCGCCUCAGCUGAGACCCGUUGCAUUGCCGCUUCUUCUGCACUUUAAAAAUA